CCCACCGGAACUGGGGAGGCCGAAAUCACUUCCGGCGAAGACUACAAGAACAUGGUUCUCUUCCACCACAACAUCAAUCGUGCCAACCACGGCGCUGGUGCAUUGACUUGGGAUGACGACCUGGCUUCGAAGGCUGCGACUUGCUCGCAAUGCAACAACUGGAACCCUUUCGUGCACUGCAACUCUGGCCAAAACAUGGCUGCUAGUGGCCCUAAGGCUAACGUCUCUGCUGGUAUCACCGAAGGCUGGGUCAAUGGCGAAGAGCCCAAAUUUGCGUCGUACUAUGACCAGGCGAAUCCGACCGUAGACUUCGAGAGUUGGGGUCAUUUCACUCAAGUCGUCUGGAAGGCCGCGACUAAGGUCGGCUGUUACACCAAUGACUGCACCAAUGCAGCCUCGGGUAUGUGGGUGACCAUCUGCAAUUAC
Mytilinidion resinicola is the source of this 426-nucleotide messenger RNA. Its product is annotated as PR-1-like protein. The transcript is spliced from 2 exons. The annotation marks the transcript as partial. Lineage: Eukaryota; Fungi; Ascomycota; Dothideomycetes; Mytilinidiales; Mytilinidiaceae. The record is from RefSeq and is a predicted model, not a curated record.